Molecule: messenger RNA, 315 nt
Organism: Durusdinium trenchii
Lineage: Eukaryota; Dinophyceae; Suessiales; Symbiodiniaceae
Source: the annotation of a GenBank genome assembly
AUGAACGUGUCCAGCACGAGUCCGGCAUCGAUCAUCCCGGGAGGAGGGAUGAAGGAGGACCAUCCGAAUUGGAAUGAAGGCCAUGAGUGUUCCCAAACAAAUGUGGACCACACGCACAUGCAUUUCAGUUACCACCACUUGCAUCAUCGCGGGGUCCAAGCUGCACAAAAGAACUGUCCGCCGGCGUCAAGAGGGUCCAAUUUCUAUCAGAAUCCUCCCCAAGAUCUCUUCAUUUUGGGGCAAGGCAAGCUGUUCUUGUUCGUUUCAACCAAAAUGACACAACAGUCAUUCCAUGAAAUGAAUGACACCAUAUAG